Wasmannia auropunctata (little fire ant) is the source of this 520-nucleotide messenger RNA. RefSeq names its product histone H4. Gene Ontology annotation, cellular component: nucleosome. The coding region runs from base 48 to 359 and encodes 103 amino acids. The transcript has a single exon. The record is from RefSeq and is a predicted model, not a curated record. Gene Ontology annotation, biological process: nucleosome assembly. Gene Ontology annotation, molecular function: structural constituent of chromatin; protein heterodimerization activity; DNA binding. NCBI's taxonomy places the organism in Eukaryota, Metazoa, Arthropoda, Insecta, Hymenoptera, Formicidae.
CAUUCGAGUAUAGCCUUCGUUCGUAGCGUGUUCUAUCGUAAUUCAAGAUGACUGGUCGUGGCAAGGGAGGAAAGGGAUUGGGAAAAGGAGGAGCGAAGCGCCAUAGGAAGGUUUUGCGUGAUAACAUCCAAGGCAUCACCAAGCCGGCUAUUCGUCGAUUGGCCAGACGUGGCGGUGUCAAGCGUAUUUCUGGCUUGAUAUACGAGGAGACCAGAGGUGUCCUGAAAGUCUUUCUGGAAAACGUCAUUCGCGAUGCUGUAACCUACACCGAGCACGCCAAAAGGAAGACCGUAACAGCUAUGGACGUGGUCUAUGCUCUGAAACGCCAAGGAAGAACCCUAUACGGCUUUGGUGGUUAAAUGCGAUUCAUCACUUGUCAAGAUCAAAUCAACGGCCCUUUUCAGGGCCAACAAUUUUUAACACGGUGGAAUUUUCUCUGAAAAGCAUACUUUCACAAAAUACGUAUUAUAAAAGUAGAUUUUGAAAAUUAAACUUUUGUCAAUAAAAUAAAUUUACUUAA